Messenger RNA from Nicotiana attenuata, 420 nucleotides. RefSeq lists its product as uncharacterized. Gene Ontology annotation, molecular function: catalytic activity. Bases 1 to 420 code for a protein of 139 amino acids. The record is from RefSeq and is a predicted model, not a curated record. The transcript has a single exon. NCBI's taxonomy places the organism in Eukaryota, Viridiplantae, Streptophyta, Magnoliopsida, Solanales, Solanaceae.
AUGUCCUUGAUGGUGGCAGGGGGUGGCAGGGGUGGGGGAGUGGUGGGGGGUGGGGCAGGGGGCAAAGGGAGCAAUGGGACCAAGGGAGCCAUUAGGUUGAGAAUUGGGUUGUGGAACAUAGGGACGCUGACGAGUAAGUCUAUAGAGUUAGCUAAGAUUCUCCAGAAGAGGAAGGUCAAUAUAGCAUGUGUUCAGGAGACUCGGUGGAUAGGAACGAGAGCGAAGGACGCAGACGGGUUUAAACCGUGGCACUCAGGUAGCAUGAAGGGUAGGAACGGAGUGGGUAUUUUGGUGGAUAGGGAUCUUAGAGAGUUGGUGGUUGAGGUUACGCAGGUGAAUGAUUGGCUUAUGGCGAUUAAGUUAGUGGUUGGAGAGCUCACCCUAAAUGUCAUUAGCGCGUAUGUUCCCCAGUGGGCUUAG